CGACAUAACCAGAGUGACACCUUGAAAGUAGAGCUGCUUUUCUGUGGUCAUAAAUGAGAGAGAAACAUGUUUACUUCAGGAUAAAGCCAACAUGUGGCCUAACAGCAGCUCCAGUUCCUUCCUACUGACUGGCUUUCCAGGCUUGGAGACAUCUCACCACUGGAUUUCCACACCCUUAUUUUUUGUCUACAUCUCUGUCUUUUUUGGCAAUGGUACCCUCCUCCUUCUCAUCAAGGAAGAUCACAAUCUUCAUGAGCCCAUGUACUACUUCCUGGCCAUGCUGGCAGCCACAGACUUAGGGGUGACCUUGACUACAAUGCCCACGGUGCUGGGAGUCCUCUGGUUGGAUCACAGGGAGAUAGGAAAUGGAGCCUGCUUUUCCCAAGCCUACUUUAUACACUCACUUUCGUUUGUAGAGUCCGGUGUUCUGCUUGCCAUGGCCUAUGACCGUUUUGUUGCCAUCCGCAAUCCCCUUAGAUAUACCUCCAUCCUCACCAAUACUAGAGUGGUGAAGAUUUGCCUGGGAGUUCUGUUAAGGGGAUUUGUAUCUGUCAUUCCCCCUAUCAUGCCCCUCUAUUUUUUCCCCUAUUGCCACUCCCACAUCCUUUCCCAUGCAUUCUGCCUUCACCAGGAUAUCAUCAAACUGGCCUGUGUGGAUGUUACCUUCAAUCGUCUGUAUCCAGUUGUACUUGUGGUCCUCAUACUUGUGCUGGAUUCUCUGACUAUCCUCCUCUCCUAUGUAUUGAUACUUAAGACUGUCCUGAGCAUUGCCUCCAAAGAGAGAUCCAAGGCCCUUAAUACCUGUGUCUCUCAUAUCUGCUGUGUCCUGGUUUUCUAUGUCACAGUGAUUGGAUUGUCCCUGAUUCAUCGGUUUGGGAAGUCGGUUCCACAUGUUGUCCAUCUCAUUAUGAGCUAUGUGUAUUUUCUUUUCCCUCCCUUAAUGAACCCUAUAAUCUACAGUGUUAAGACCAAGCAGAUCCAGCGUGGCAUUCUCCGCUUUUUUACUACCCAUAGAGUUGGAGCUUGAUAUCUAGUCAUUCUGGUUUCUCACAGGCUCCUUUGCCAAAAAUCAGAGCUCUCCCAUUGUGUGAA
Messenger RNA from Loxodonta africana (African savanna elephant), 1092 nucleotides. Its product is annotated as olfactory receptor 51B5-like. NCBI's taxonomy places the organism in Eukaryota, Metazoa, Chordata, Mammalia, Proboscidea, Elephantidae. The transcript has a single exon. Gene Ontology annotation, molecular function: olfactory receptor activity; G protein-coupled receptor activity. The coding region runs from base 92 to 1027 and encodes 311 amino acids. Gene Ontology annotation, cellular component: plasma membrane. The record is from RefSeq and is a predicted model, not a curated record. Gene Ontology annotation, biological process: G protein-coupled receptor signaling pathway.